This is a messenger RNA of Eurytemora carolleeae, 783 nucleotides long. RefSeq lists its product as uncharacterized. The record is from RefSeq and is a predicted model, not a curated record. NCBI's taxonomy places the organism in Eukaryota, Metazoa, Arthropoda, Copepoda, Calanoida, Temoridae.
CUGCAGUUGAACCUCUACAGGUGAGCAUCUGCUACCAUGCUCAGCAUCUACCUGGAUACUCAACAACACUGGUCAUAGAGAACCUGGAGCAUAAGGGAUACAGCAGAAUACCUAGCCUACUUGAUGCGGAGAAUAUCAAACCUUGUCUGUGCUUCCUAGCUGACCUACAUGCUAGAGGAGUCUACUUGUCUACACAGAACAACGAGACAAACAGCAAGAAAGAAAACCGGUUUAAAACUUCAACAAACCAAACCAAACAAUUCUCUACAAACAGCUUACAGAGACUCAUGAAAACAGGGAAUGAAAUCUUAGAUGAAAGAAAAGAACGAGCUUUACUUAAUUUACAAAGUGCCAAAGAGGUUGUUCUUUCUGAAUCCCAACUUCAGACUGUACUCAGAGCAGAGGAGUACAUACAUAGUACUCCACUUACCACAAUACAGAGUACAGAACCCGAUACUUUCAAUACUGUGUCUCAUGGAAGGUUUUCUAACAACGCUGUGCUUUAUAAACAGAAAGACGGUGAAGUAAGUUGUGCUGUAAUUGAUUGGCAAGAAGUCUGUUUUCAAUCUUUAACAAUAGAUGUCUCUACUUGCAUCUAUUCAAAUCUUUCGGAGGAGGAUUUUAGGGAAUAUGAAGACGACCUACUUGUUUAUUAUAUCGAAACAUUCAAUCAGUUUUUACAUCCUCUACUUCACUACCAGGAUCAGAUAAAAAUAUUAGAUCUAGAAGUAUUCCGACGAGAGCAGAAAAUAAAUAAAUUCUCUAUUAUUCUCAGUAUUGUAG